GGGUGGAGAGGAAUUUUUUGUUUAUUUUCGUGGCUAGCUAACCGAUAGCCGGACUGGUGUUGGCUUAAUUGUUGUAGUUUUACCCAAGUGCAAUAAGGCGAAAAGAUAAAGGAGUGCGCUUUCGCUGGUAUGCUAUUGUGAGAUCUUUUUAUAUUCCUAACUCGCCAUUAACAGCGCGUAUUACAACAUGAGAACAACUAACCUUAGCAAGCUAACGUGAAGUUGGUGAACGUGUUAGCAUUAGCUGUUAGCCUGUGCGCUUUUUUAACGUUAACGCAAACGAGUUAUCAUUACGUAGCGUGUUAAUAUUUAGCUCGAUCGAGAAGAUUCGUUGUCAUCAAACAUUACCACUGGGGCAGUGAUUGCUGUGAGACGAAAUCACUGUUUGAGCUUGGGCUGCACCAGGUCAACAGCAUUUCCAUUUGGCAUUGCUUCACUUCAAAGUAUAGAGGAUACAGCUGGAAAGUCUCCCCAAGGUUGAAACCUAAGGAGCAAGAUGUCAAUCACGAACACUCCUACAAGCAAUGAUGCCUGCCUGAGCAUUGUGCAUAGCCUUAUGUGCCAUCGACAGGGAGGAGAGAGUGAAAGCUUUGCUAAAAGAGCAAUUGAAAGUCUUGUCAAGAAGCUGAAAGAGAAGAAAGAUGAGUUGGAUUCUCUCAUCACAGCCAUCACUACAAAUGGAGCUCAUCCAAGCAAGUGUGUAACUAUACAGCGAACCUUGGAUGGACGUUUACAGGUGGCUGGGCGCAAGGGUUUUCCCCAUGUAGUGUAUGCUCGACUGUGGAGGUGGCCAGACCUACACAAAAAUGAACUGAAGCAUGUGAAAUACUGUCAGUAUGCCUUUGACCUAAAAUGUGACAAUGUAUGUGUCAACCCAUACCACUAUGAGAGGGUGGUCUCUCCUGGCAUUGAUUUAUCAGGACUGACCCUUUCAAGUUCAGGUCCACUUUUGGUAAAGGAUGAGUAUGACUAUGAUAACCAGCAGUCCCACUCCAGCUCUGAAAGCCACCUGCAGACCAUCCAGCAUCCCCCAUCGAGGCCUGGUCCUCAAGAGACUUUCAGCACCCCAGCACUCCUCCCCCCUUCAGAGGGCAGCAGCUCAGCUUCAACCUCUGCAUUCUCUACAAUCACUGCUGGACCUUCAAAUCCUACUCCCAACUGGAGCAGAGGCAGCAGUUUCACCCCAGCAGUGCCCCAACACCAGAAUGGGCAUCUACAGCAUCACCCCCCUAUGCCUCACACCGGCCAUUACUGGUCAGUUACCAAUGAAAUUGCGUUCCAGCCCCCCAUAUCCAAUCAUCCUGCGCCAGAGUACUGGUGCUCCAUUGCCUACUUUGAGAUGGAUGUCCAGGUUGGGGAGACAUUUAAGGUGCCCUCAACAUGCCCGAUAGUGACGGUGGAUGGCUAUGUAGACCCGUCAGGAGGAGAUCGCUUCUGCUUGGGUCAGCUGAGCAACGUUCACAGGACAGAGAACAUAGAGAGAGCAAGGCUUCACAUCGGCAAAGGAGUGCAGUUGGAGUGCAAAGGUGAAGGAGAUGUGUGGGUACGCUGCUUGAGUGACCACGCAGUGUUUGUACAGAGCUACUACCUCGACCGUGAGGCUGGACGUGCCCCAGGAGACGCAGUUCACAAGAUCUACCCCAGCGCUUACAUCAAGGUGUUUGACUUGCGUCAGUGCCACAGGCAGAUGCAGCAGCAGGCGGCGACGGCUCAGGCGGCGGCUGCGGCCCAGGCAGCAGCGGUGGCUGGAAACAUUCCUGGACCUGGCUCCGUGGGAGGCAUCGCUCCUGCCAUCAGUUUGUCUGCUGCCGCAGGCAUCGGCGUCGAUGACCUGCGCAGACUGUGCAUCCUGAGGAUGAGCUUUGUCAAAGGAUGGGGGCCGGACUACCCUCGGCAAAGCAUCAAAGAAACGCCCUGCUGGAUCGAGAUCCAUUUACACCGAGCUCUACAGCUGCUGGAUGAAGUCCUGCACACCAUGCCCAUAGCUGACCCGCAACCUCUGGACUGAGCCGGAUCAGAGACAUAAACUGUACAUAAAUAAAAACAAACAAAAAAAGAAGAAAUUGGGGGGAAAAAAUUCAGCCUGCAAGCGCUCCACCUCCAGGUGUAAAGUAUCUGAGGGGAAGUGCACACAGGGACGCCCCGCUGAGUAGGUGGUAGGACUAGGAACAGGACAGGAAGACCAGCAGGACAGUCCAGAUCCACUGAGUUCUCAGAUCCAGCCUCUGGCCUCAACACAGACUCCAGAACAACAGCCGGAGAACUUGGGAGUCAGCGCCGGGAACAUUCUACACCCAGAACUGAAGCAGCGACUCAAAGCUGACAAAUACUAAAACCCCUGAACAUCCACACUGAGGCGAUGAAACGCAGAAAGAGUCUGGAGAAGUGGACCAAGAAAAGUCUGCUGGUCCUUCUGUCCACAUCUGGAGUGACCCUCCUGUUUCUGAGCCUGUUAAAGGUCCAGUGUGUCCCACACAGAAGAUUCAAUCACACAAACUGGACAGACUCCUAAUUGUGUUCUGUUGGUUUUCUUUUCACAUGGAGGGAGGGGGUCGCCGUUCACAGACCACCAUGUGUCUACACUUUCACAGUCCAACCCAGAAUGAAUAUCCCCUUCAGUAAAAACCCAGCAUGAAACAGGGACUUAAAGAGGCUGAUGGGACAGCUCAGUCCUCUUAGUCCUCUUCUACAGACCAAAUAGGACAGUAGACCCUGGGGCCACUGGGGGGGCGUAGACACCAGUGAUCAGGAAGAUUCAGCUACAGCUGUAUUUUACAAAAGCAAUCCACAAAUCUCUAAACCAGGGGGGUCAAAUAUACGGCCCAUUGGAGACAACCGGCCCACCAGAGGGUCCGGUCGGUCCGGCCCACCAGAGGGUCCGGUCCGGCCCACCAGAGGGUCCGGUCCGGCCCGUGGGUUGAAUCUGUGAAAUGCAAAAAUGACAGUAAAAACAUUAAGUCACUGUCAAACUCAUUUUAGUUCAGGUUCCACGUCAACUGGAUCAGACAGUAAAAUACUACCACAAUAACUGAGAAAUAAUGACAUUGUUUUAGUAUGAAAAAGUAAAAUUACAUGAGAAUGUUUCCAUUCCUACCUUUUCACAACCAUAAAAUGUCUGGGAAAAAAAAUCAGUGUAAUUGUACCAAUAUUCAGCCUGUUGUUAAAUGUUUAGUGUAUUUGUAGAUCCACUGGGAUCUGUAUGUGGAAAUGUACUUGUGGAAAUGAUAAACAAA
Molecule: messenger RNA, 3233 nt
Organism: Sphaeramia orbicularis (orbiculate cardinalfish)
Lineage: Eukaryota; Metazoa; Chordata; Actinopteri; Kurtiformes; Apogonidae
Gene: smad4a
Product: SMAD family member 4a
Exons: 11
Coding region: 497-2008 (503 amino acids)
Biological process (GO): cell differentiation; regulation of transcription by RNA polymerase II; anatomical structure morphogenesis
Cellular component (GO): heteromeric SMAD protein complex
Molecular function (GO): DNA-binding transcription factor activity, RNA polymerase II-specific; I-SMAD binding; RNA polymerase II cis-regulatory region sequence-specific DNA binding
Source: RefSeq, a predicted model, not a curated record